GUAUUAAUAUUAUUUAAAUUUAAAUUAAUUAUCCAAAAAAAAAAAUUUUUUUUACAUAAUCAAAUUUUUUAGUGAAAGUUUAUCAACAUCAAAUAUAUCGUUGACAGCUGAAAAUCUUGAAGAAAGUGCAACAAGAAUUCUCGAAUUGGAAAGAGAGCUGCUGUUUGCAAGAAAUUCUAUAGCUGAAAAAGAUGCUAAAUGUAAACGGCUUAGUGAUCUUCAGAGUCACAUGGACACUGAAGUUCAUGAACUUACCGAAAAAUUAUUUCAGGAAGCUUAUAAAAUGGUUAACGAUGCAGAAGAACGGCGAGAAAAGGCGGAAAAGCUUUUAGCUGAAAGUCGUAUGAAAUUGGAUGUUUUAACCGCAGAAGUUGAAGCUUUAAAAAUAAUCGUAAAAGCUCCGUCUGUACACAUCGCUCGCGGUGGUGUUGCGACAAGGAUUUUUGGAAGUAAAUUUGGAAUUUUUUCGAGCAGUAAAAAAAAUAAGCGGGUAGACAUAUAUGUUCCGGCGGAAAAAAAAAGUUUAAGUUGGCCAGCUUCAACCAAAGAUUCAACGGUGUCUCAUAAUGAAGAGAUGAAACAACAAGAAAAUGUUUUUGAAGUUGAUCCUAUAUAUUAUCGAGAAUUCGCUGAAUGGCACGAAUCUGGGGCUGUCUUAGAUGAGAAGUCACCAUUUUGGAAACGAAUUGUGACUGAAGAAAUAGAGCCCUGUUUAAAUUUUGAAAAUGUUGAGACGAAAAAUAAAAUUAUAUCUGCGGUCAAAUGUAAUGCGUUGGAGUUGGAACCAGUGAUUGAACAAAAGCCGUCUUUAAAGGCAUGUGCGUUAUCAAAUGUUUUUUGUGUUUGUCCAUAUCGGUUGAGAGUUGCCGGCGGUGAAGAAUGGAUGUAUGUAUCGCUGUUGUCUCGAAAUAGAAUUACAGCCGUCUGUGACUUCUUCACGUACAUAAGAUACGUAAAUCAAGGAAUUGUAAAAAGCGGACUUCACGAUCUCUACCGAGAGGUGAUUAAUUUAAGGAAAAAUAUGGCACUGGCUCGAUUAGGCCUUGGUUUUGUACCGAAACUCGCUGACUGUAGGCAUGAUGUACGCUAA
Messenger RNA from Enterobius vermicularis (human pinworm), 1090 nucleotides. Lineage: Eukaryota; Metazoa; Nematoda; Chromadorea; Rhabditida; Oxyuridae. The record is from the annotation of a GenBank genome assembly.